Molecule: messenger RNA, 1470 nt
Organism: Racocetra fulgida
Lineage: Eukaryota; Fungi; Glomeromycota; Glomeromycetes; Diversisporales; Gigasporaceae
Source: the annotation of a GenBank genome assembly
GUUAUCGGCGCCCAGAUUUAGUAGCGGUAGAUCGAAUAUCUUUACAAUACAGCAUUACUAUUGAAAAAAUCGCCAAAUUCAAACUUCUUUACAAGGAAUAUGAGCCUGUAGUUGAUGAGUUACAAUCUAUUCUUGUUGACUUCCUUCCUGAACUUCAGCAAAAACUUAAUUUAGACUUUGUUCAAGUUGAACGUAUCAGACAAUAUAUUAAUGACAGAGCUUUAAUGUCCAACCUUCGUUGGCGCGUCGAAAACCAGGUGGACAAUCUCUCUAUCCAGGAUAUUAAUCAAGAUUUUAUCGAAAGAGGCCUUUUCUUUUUUCAUAAAACUGAUAAAUUCAAUCGUCCUUGUGCCAUCCUCAACUUACGUGAAUACGUUCGUGAAGAUGGUUCUCCUACCAUCGAAGAAGUAAAGAAAUAUAUCAUUUUCAAUGCUGAGGUGGCUAGAAGAUUGUUGUUGGAUAGGUCCAAAGAAUCAAGGGAUGGUCCAGUCUUACAAUAUGUUAUUUUAUUGGACUUAAAAGGUGCUGGAGUUUCUGCUCUGGAUGCUUUGAAUCGCAUUUUUUUCCUUUCGGAAAAUAAAGAACUCCUGGAUUUUUUCGAUGAGGAAAAUGUUUUGAUUGGUACGCCCAUAAUUAAUCUAUUUCCCCCCCCACGUUUUUCUAUUACCUGCCCUUUUUUGCAUGGUGGGUCUGAUACUUAUGAAUAUGAUUUGGAGACGUAUAAACCAUAUCAAUAUUAUGGAAUUCCUCCUCCUGCUUUACCUACUUUAAGUAGAAUUACAUCAUAUGAUUCUUUAUGCUCUCUAAAUGAUGUAUACUUCUCUGCUCCAACCACUCCAUAUCACAGUCGACCUCCGACCCCUAAACCUUCUUCCCCCGGUCUAGAUCACGUGCCAAAUUGGCUUAGAAUGACCCAGGUUUACACGUCUCCUUCCGUGCAAAUCGAUGCAAAACCUAUCCUUUCUCCAAGUCCUAUAAGGCCAAUUCCUCGUCUCUCCUCUUCUUUUAAUUCUCCACAUCUUCGCGUCUCUCAAAUUAAUCAGGAUGUGUCCGCAUCACCGUCGCAUAACCAUCUUAAUCAACCAUCUCUUCAUCCACUAACUCCUACUAUUUUAAUCAAUUCCGUACAAUACAAUCCUAAUCCUCCUCGUCUACGGAAUGAUUCUACCCACAAUAAUAUUUCUUAUGCCCAAAAGACUCAAAAAUCUCGUUCAAGAUUUUAUAGUCUAUUGUCUUUAUCAACUGACUUAAAGUCUUUCUUGCAAAAACUUUUAAGAAAAUUAAUCGCUCGAAAAGUAUCGGGUGUAUUAUAUUAUUUGGUCAUCAUGGUCUUAUUACGUGGCGGGUUAGUCGAUGAAUUUUGGCGAUUCUUAACUCAACAAAUAACUAUGCAACUCGGUUGGAGUGCAAGUACCACUACUGCUCUUACAACUGCUGCUUUAUCUGCCGCUUUAAGUGGUCGUGCGGACG